AUGGCGGCGUGCAGUGGCAGUCGACGUGCUUUUGAGAUUAUUCGCAGCAUGCCCCGUGUGGCACUCACAAAUAUCCGCGAUAACAAAGGUGCAAAUCGAGAGCCUCUCCGUCGACGUGGUGGUGCAAAGGGCAAAAAGUGUGGAAAAGGUCAUAAAGGUCAGCACCAAAGAGGAACAUUACCAAGAAUUGGAUUUGAGGGAGGAGCCACACCAUUCUAUUUAUUGAUUCCAAAGUAUCCAUACAACGAAGGGCACUCGAGGAAACGAGAGUAUCAGCCAAUUAGUCUGGAGAAGAUCCAACACCUGAUAGAUGUUGGCAGAUUGGACCCAUCCAAACCGAUAGAUGUAACCUCACUUUGUAAUGCCAGAGCUAUUGAUAUUGACAUAUACAAAAAGCAGUAUGGAAUACAGUUACGAGAAGAGGGUGCCGAUAUAUUUGAUGCUAAGGUCAAUAUUGAAGUUCAGUGGGCUUCCGAAGCUAGUAUAGCUGCCGUAGAAAGAAGAGGAGGUGUUAUAACCACAGCAUUCUAUGAUUUAUUGAGUGUCAAUGCUCUUGCAUAUCCACUCCGUUUUUUCCAAACUGGCAAACCGAUUCCCCGACGAUUGCUUCCACCUGAAGACGCUGUUCCUUACUACACUGCUGCCGAAAAUCGAGGGUACUUAGCCGAUCCAGAGAAGAUUUCUGAGGAGAGAUAUAAACUAGCACAAAAAUAUGGUUAUGUCCUGCCUGACAUCAGUAAAAAUCCAUUGUACGAGAUGUUAAUGGAGCGGAAAGAUCCAAGACAGAUCUUUUUUGGACUUGAACCAGGCUGGAUUGUUAAUCUUAAAGAUAAGGUUAUCUUAAAGACUGUUGAUGAAGAUGUACUCCAGUAUUACCGUUCAUGAUGAAUUAUACAGCAUUGUAAUUUACCAAGAGUGUGAGAGUCUUCCUUUUAGCCUAGUAUCCAUGUGGUGUUCCACUUGUGAUAAGCCACUCCACUAAUGCCUAUGUACAAGGCAGAUAUAUCUUAUUUUAUCCAUGCAGAUUUAUGCAUCCUUUACACACGCUUCUAUGUGGCAUUCCCGUCUUUGAAGGAUGACAGCCUAAAUACUGUAUAAACACAUGAUUUCAGAUGAUUAAAACUGUUUACAACCAAUUAAAUCUAUGAUUGAGAUGAUUGACAAUGUUUACAGAGACAGCAUUUUCAUUCAACCAAUCAAAUUUAUGGUCAAUAGCAAACCAUGAUGAGAUAUUGCUAGCAUUGUAGCUAGGCAUUAGUGGCAUGACAUUUAAUGAGUAAAACACUGCAUAUCUUAUAGGGUAAUCCUACAACUGUAACAGUUAAUAUUAUAUUAAAGAUCCAAGUACUA
This is a messenger RNA of Saccoglossus kowalevskii, 1350 nucleotides long. Its product is annotated as large ribosomal subunit protein uL15m-like. The record is from RefSeq and is a predicted model, not a curated record. Gene Ontology annotation, cellular component: mitochondrial large ribosomal subunit. NCBI's taxonomy places the organism in Eukaryota, Metazoa, Hemichordata, Enteropneusta, Harrimaniidae. Gene Ontology annotation, molecular function: structural constituent of ribosome. Gene Ontology annotation, biological process: translation.